Messenger RNA from Pistacia vera, 4848 nucleotides. RefSeq lists its product as uncharacterized. NCBI's taxonomy places the organism in Eukaryota, Viridiplantae, Streptophyta, Magnoliopsida, Sapindales, Anacardiaceae. The transcript is spliced from 8 exons. Gene Ontology annotation, biological process: DNA integration. Gene Ontology annotation, molecular function: nucleic acid binding. The record is from RefSeq and is a predicted model, not a curated record. Bases 1 to 4848 code for a protein of 1615 amino acids.
AUGAACAAAUUCCAGGAAGAAGAAAAGGUGGAUGUAGCUGCUGUUUGCAUAGAGGGACUUGCUUUGAACUGGUAUCAAUGGGUUGACACCCGAGCACCGAUUCUAUCGUGGAGCUCCUUCAAGUUAGCGCUGGUGGAACGUUUCAGACAUUUGCACCAGGGGAUAGCUUACGAGGCUCUGGUAGCGUUGAAACAAUUGGGAACUGUGACUGAGUUCAGGGAACAAUUUGAGGCACUGUCGGCUCCCUUGCGUGAGGUAGGAGAAGUCCUCCUCAUGGGAAUUUUUACAAAUGGGCUAAAAGAGGAAUUACGGGCUGAAUUGAGAUUGUGCAGGCCCAAAACAUUAAUAGAAUUAAUUGAGCAGGCCUAUUGUAUUGAAGAAAGAAAUUGGGUUUUAGAAAAGAUCAAGCCCAAAUUUAAUAGAACCCACAUUGCCCAAACCCAUAAUCAGACCCAAAAACCAGAUUAUUUCCCAUGGGUGUCUUCAAAUCCAGAUCUGAACCACUCAAAUGGGUGGAACACUGCGACGAAAAACGUAGAACACUUGCAUGGGGUGAGAUCGCAAAAUCGAAGCUGGGAGAGAGGAGGAACCACACCAACCAAAAGUGAUGGGUUUCGAUGGUUAACGGAGGCCGACAUCCAGUAUAAACGUGAGAGAGGAUUGUGUUUUCGUUGUGAUGAGAAGUUUGGGCCCAACCAUCGGUGUAGGAACAAAUCUCUACAGGUUUUGUUGAUGUUGGAAGAAGAAGAAGAUACUGAGAGAGAAGAGGUAACGCUGGAAGCCGAUGAUGAACCAACCUCAGAAGACAAGACUCUAAAGCUUAGAGGUUUGUUGGGGACAGAGGAGGUAAUUGUGCUUGUUGACAGUGGGGCUUCCCAUAAUUUUAUUUCACAUGACUUGGUCCAUAGGUUGGGAUUGAGUGUGGAAAAGGGGAAGGCUUUCGAAGUCAUGGUUGGAAAUGGUGGAGCUGAUGUUGUGUUAGGAGUUGCGUGGCUGAGCACUCUAGGAGACGUGUGUGCUAACUGGAAAAACUUGACUAUGGCUUUUUCCAGAGAAGGAAGGAAGGUCACGUUAAGGGGAGAUCCUGAGUUAGUCAAAACCGUGGUAUCACUCAAAGCUAUGCUGAAGUCUGUACAGAACACAGGGGCUGGGUAUGUAGUUGAAUUCUGCUACAUUGAAAGCAAGAAUGUUAACGAAGCUGAACAGAUUGACCCUGAAGUCUCGGAAGAUGGGUCCAAACCCUCUAACAUCCGUCCUUACAAGUACCCUUAUGUCCAGAACAAUGAAAUUGAGAGAUUGGUUGGGGAAAUGUUGAUAGCAGGAAUAAUACAGCCUAGCACAAGUCCUUUUUCUAGCUCGAUCUUACUAGUGAAAAAGAAAGACGGGAGUUGGCACUUCUAUGUGGAUUACCGCGCCUUAAACAGCCUCACUAUACCAGAUAAGUUCCCUAUUCCCUCAAUCAAAGAAUUGUUGGAUGAAUUGGCAGGUGCAACGAUCUUUACUAUAUUGGAUUUGAAGUCCGGGUACCAUCAGAUCAGAGUCAGAGAGGAAGACAUAGCGAAGAUUGCUUUUCGAACUCAUGAGGGGCACUAUGAGUUCCUGGUGAUGCCUUUCAGAUUGACAAACGCCCCCUCCACUUUCCAGGCCUUAAUGAACACCAUCUUCAAGCCAAUUUUAAGGAAGUUUGUCCUGGUUUUCUUUGACGAUAUACUUAUUUACAGUCCAGAUUCGCACUCCCAUUUGGAACAUAUUCGACAAGUGUUUCAGAUUCUUAAGGCAAAUGAGUUAAUAGUCAACCGCAAGAAGUGUUUGUUCGCACAGCAGAAACUUGAAUACUUAGGCCACCUGAUUUCAGCCAAAUGGGUGGAAGAUGAUCUACAAAAGAUUGCCUCGAUGUUGUCUUGGCUAGCUCCCCACACCAUAAAAGGGUUGAGGGGAUUCUUGGGGCUCACGGGCUACUACCGUUGUUUUGUCAAAGGAUAUGGUCUGAUCGCACAACCGUUAACACAACUCCUUCGGAAAGACUCUUUUACAUGGGAUGAGUCAGCUCAAAAGGCCUUUGAAUCCCUCAAAACAACAAUGACAACAGUACCGGUGCUAGCCAUGCCUGACUUUGAUUUACCCUUUGAAAAAUCGGUGUAUGAAUGGGAACUCAUGGCUAUAGUGUUCGCUGUCCAUAAAUGGAGUCACUACCUCAUUGGGCGCAAGUUCAUUAUUCGGACGGAUCAACGUAGCCUUAAGUUCUUGACUGACCAGGGAUUAAAGACUCCCGAACAGCAGAAGUGGAUUUCGAAGCUUAUGGAGUUUUCUUUUGAAAUUCACUACCAACCAGGAUCCUCCUACCAAGUAACAGAUGCACUAUCUCGUCGAGAGGAGUUCUCCAAGUUCAUUCCGAAGCUACUUAAGGAGUUUCAUGACAGCCCAAGUGGCGGGCAUUCGGGUUUCUUUCGUACAUAUAAAAGAGUGGCCAGCCUUGUGUUUUGGGAAGGGAUCAAGAGGGUUGUUCAAGAAUUUGUGAAAAGAUGCACUGUUUGCCAACUCAAUAAACACUCAGCCCUUAAACCAGCAGGCCUUCUCCAGCCCCUACCCAUUCCAACUCAGGUAUUUGAGGAUAUUAGCAUGCAUUUCAUUGGAGGUCUACCUAAGUCGUGGGGGCAUGAUACUGUUCUCAUCGUAGUCGAUAGACUCACCAAAUAUAGCCACUUCAUCCAUCUUUGCCAUCCCUAUAAUGCUAAAGAGGUGGCUACUAUUUUUUCAUCAGAAAUUGUAAGGCUCCAUGGUUUUCCGAAAUCUAUUGUGUCCGACAGAGACAGGAUUUUCAUUAGCCAAUUUUGGCAAGAACUCUUCAAGGCAUCGGGUACUAUGCUGAAAUUCAGUUCCGCCUACCACCCACAAACAGAUGGCCAAACAGAGGUAGUGAAUAGAUGUGUGGAGGCCUACUUGCGGUGUUUUUGUAGCGCUAAACCCAAGCACUGGUCACGUUGGCUUUCUUGGGCAGAAUUUUGGUACAAUACAACGUACCACGGUUCCACAAGGAUGACCCCGUUUAAGGCUCUCUACGGUAAGGAUCCUCCUACUCUACUCAAGUUCACAGAUUGCCCAUCAGUAGUAGAGGAAGUGAAUCAACAGAUGCUCAAACGUAACACCAUCUUGGCGGAAUUUAAACAUAAUUUAUCCGUCGCUCAAGGGCAUAUGAAAGAGAGUGCAGAUGUACAUUGCCGAGAUGUGACUUUCCAGCCUGGGGAUCAUGUGUUUUUGAAGCUCCAGCCUUAUAGGUUUAAAUCCUUAGCCACAAAACAUAAUGAGAAACUAAGUCCCCGUUUUUAUGGCCCUUUUCCCAUUGUAGAAUGCAUUGGACAGGUUGCAUAUAGGUUGGCUUUGCCUUCUACUACUCGCAUUCACACGGUUUUCCAUGUGUCUCAGCUCAAGGGUAGCCUGCACAACUCUGUUCCCAUCGAGCCCCUUCCCCAUGGCUUAACCGAAGACUUGGAACUCACUGUCCAGCCCGAAUCUGUUUUAGCAGUCCGCUCUUUAAUGGAUGGUACCAAAGAAGUGCUUAUAAGGUGGCAGACCCUGCCCCUAUUUGACGCUACUUGGGAAGCCUAUGACCUCAUCAACCUCCAGUUUCCUCACUUCCACCUUGAGGACAAGCCUUAUUCUCCUAAUAAUACGUGGAAUUCGUCUGCUUCUAAUAAUGAUUAUACUAUUGCUACUGCUUGUGUAUCCCUCUCACAGCUUCAUGGUAAUAAGCUUGGUGAUUUGUGGCAUCAAAGAUUGGGCCAUCCUCAUUUGGCUGUCCUUCAUAAAGUUGUAUCUCAGUUUAAUAAACCAGUUACUGUAUCUACUUCAUUUUGUGCCUCUUGUCGUUUUGGUAAACAAUGUCAAACUAAUUUUCCAAGCUCAAUUCGCAAGAGUUUGCAACCUUUAGAACUUGUAAAUUUGGAUGUUUGGGGACCAGCCCCUAUUGCUUCUAUUGAAGGAUAUAAAUACUAUGUUCAUUUUGUGGAUGAUUAUAGUAAUUUUACUUGGAUCUAUCCUCUAAAGGCUAAGUCUGAGACAAAAUUGGCUUUUAUGGAAUUCCAUGUCAUGGCUGAACGUCAAUUCGGUACAUCCUUGAAGUGUUUGCAAACAAAUUCUGGUGGCGAGUUUCAAGCUCUUUUCCCUUACUUAAAACAACAUGGCAUCCUUUUUCGGUUGUCCUGUUCAUAUAUGCAUCAACAGAACGGCAAGGUAGAGCGAAAGCAUCGGCACCUGGUUGAAAUUGGCUUGACUUUGCUGGCUCAAGCUUUUAUGCCACUCAAAUACUGGUGGAAUGCUUUUCAGACUUUAGUUUUCUUGAUCAACCGUCUGCCUACUAUUACUCUAAAUCACAUGUCUCCUUUUGAAGUUCUGUUUCAUCAAAAACCAAACUACUCUUUUUUGAAAGUAUUUAGACUUUCUGCCAUAAUAACAAGAUCACAAAUAGCUCGCUGUCCCUCUUCUGCGGCAGCCUUAUUUGCUGCCACUUGUAUCAAUCCUCAUGAGCCAUCUUCAGUUGCUGAAGCUCUUGCUUCUCCUCAUUGGUUUGCUGCUAUGACAACUAAAUUUGACGCACUUCAGAGUAAUCAGACUUGGAUUUUAGUUCCACGUUCUCCUGAUAUGCAUAUUGUUUCAAAUAAAUGGGUAUUCAAAAUUAAAUACAAUGCCGAUGGCUCAGUUCAAAGGUGUAAGACUCGUCUUGUUGCAAAAGGAUUUCAACAGCAACCUGGUCUUGAUUUUGCUGAAACUUUCAGCCCUAUUGUGAAACCUGUUACUGUGUGUGAUUCUCAUCUUGGCUAUCACUCAUCACUAGGAUAUUCAGCAACUUGA